Messenger RNA from Nelumbo nucifera (sacred lotus), 2010 nucleotides. RefSeq names its product cyclin-dependent kinase F-1-like. The record is from RefSeq and is a predicted model, not a curated record. Lineage: Eukaryota; Viridiplantae; Streptophyta; Magnoliopsida; Proteales; Nelumbonaceae. Gene Ontology annotation, cellular component: nucleus. Gene Ontology annotation, molecular function: ATP binding; protein serine/threonine kinase activity. Gene Ontology annotation, biological process: protein phosphorylation.
GUAACGGUGAGCAAAUAACGGUAUAAGGAUAGGUCAAACCGCUCGGUACUCUGUCUCUUCUCUCUAUCUCGCUCAUUCAGUCGCUCCUGUGCAUGCAACGGAGCUCGAAGAUUUGAGUAUUUGCCUACAUUAGCAGAAAACCUAGGUCUUAUAUUCGCCAUGGAUCCUCCCUCUAAAAGCUGGAGCAUCUUCAGCCGCACAGAAAUCACUCAACGAUACAAGAUCCUCGAACAAGUAGGUUCUGGCACUUACUCUGACGUUUACAAGGCUGUUCGCCUCUCCGACGGUCUCACCGUCGCCCUGAAAGAGGUCCACGAUUACCAGAGCGCUUUCAGAGAGAUCGAAGCCCUACAGAUCCUCCAAAGCUCUCCAAACAUCAUUGCUCUCCACGAGUACUUUUGGCGGGAAGACGAGGAUGCCGUUCUCGUACUCGAAUUUCUAACUACCGAUCUCGCAUCGGUGAUUAAGGAAGCUAAGAGGAAUUGGGACAACGGUAUCUCCGUCGGAGAGAUCAAGCGAUGGAUGAUUCAGAUAUUGCACGGCGUUGAUGCUUGUCACAGGAAUUCGAUCGUUCAUCGAGACCUCAAGCCCGCAAAUUUGUUGAUUUCUAGCGAUGGUGUUCUCAAAUUAGCGGAUUUUGGACAGGCAAGGAUACUUCUGGAACCUGGAUUUGUUGCAGAGGACACAAAUCUACAUGAGCAAAAUAUUUCAAAUCAGACAUGGACACCUCAACAACCUGAAACUAUUCCACAAACGGACAAUUCAUGCCUGGAAUAUUCCCAUAACCAAGUGCAAGCAACUGCGAGUAAAGAACAUUUGAGAGAACCAUAUGAUUUCACAGCUAAAGAUUUCAUGGAUGAAACUGAUAAAGAAACUAACUUUCCUGAUGGAGACACAUCUUGUCUUGCUACGUGCACAACAAGCGAUAUUGAUGAUGACCCUUUUAAGAGCUCUUAUUCUUACGAGUUAGAGGCUGGAGAAGACACAUCAGGUGCCCUAACAUCAUGUGUUGGAACUCGUUGGUUCAGGGCCCCUGAACUACUCUAUGGAUCCACAAAUUAUGGGCAAGAGAUUGAUCUAUGGUCAUUGGGAUGCAUAUUUGCAGAGCUUUUCAACUUGGAGCCUCUUUUCCCCGGAACUUCUGAUAUCGAUCAACUUAGCAGGAUCGUUUAUGUAUUGGGAAACUUGACUGAGGAAACCUGGCAGGGUUGUCAAAAACUUCCUGAUUAUGGUAAAAUAUCCUUCAGCAAUAUUAAGAACCCACUUGGUUUGGAAGCUUGCCUCCCAAACCGUUCCUCUGAUGAAAUCAGUAUUUUGAAAAGACUUAUUUGCUAUGACCCAUCAAGCAGAGCUACUGCAAUGGAGCUGCUCCAUGAAAAGUACUUCAAUGAAGAUCCUUUACCAGUACCUGUGACUGAGCUGAGAGUUCCUUCUACAAAGAGCGGACCAGAUGAAGCAUCUCCUGGCGGGUGGUGUGACUAUAAUGACAUAAAUUUAGACUCUGACUUUGAUGAAUUUGGCAAUAUGGACAUUUCAAGCACUGGUACUGGUUUCUCUAUUCGGUUCUCUUGAAUUUCAAGAAGGUACUACCACCAAGCACUAAAUUCAAUGUUCUCCAUCCUUCUAGUCAUCAUGGAAUAUUCUUAUACAUGUACUGAGGCAAUCAUCUAUACUUCCAUCAAAACCAAUUAAUUGUACUAUAAUGGAAGAUAAUUUUAAGUUAUAAAAGUGUAUAUGGACCUGGACCUAGUUCAGGGCUGAAUUUUCGUAUAAUGAUCUAAUUGAUCCAUAAAGCUUGUGACAAACCUAGGCUAGGUCUGUCCAUUUAUCCUACUUGAUGAUCCAUCAGAUAAGAUGUCGGUCGAGUCUUGGACUCGUGUUGGUAGGUGGGGUGGGACCAAUAGAAGACUAAGUGUUCUUGAGUGCAAACUUUGUAAACGAGUAUGAAGAGCAUGGUACCUUUUUAUGGGUGUGAAGUUUCAGUUUAAUCCCACAGAGUGCAUUCUUUUA